AUGCCGCCAGCACUUGCUGCUGAAGCAAGACGCCCACCAGCAGGAGCGGCAGCAGCUGCGGGCACGGCUGAAGCUGGCAGGGUGCAGCAGCAGCAGCAACACCAGCCGCCGCCGGCAGGAGUGCUGAGCGGCGGGGCAUUCGAUCCUGGAGCAGCCUGGCCGGUGCAGCAGCAGCAGCGGCUGGAUCUCCCUCCGCUUCUUUCUGGCCAGACCUUUGUCGAGGCGUACGAGUUGGUGCUGCUGGUGGACAACCGUGAGCGGCAGGGGGCACAGCAAGGGCUGGGCCAGCUGCUGGCAUCGCUGCGGGAGCGGGGCGUGGCCGCCGAGGCACGCCACCUGCCGGUUGGGGAUGCGCUCUGGGUGGCACGCGCCAGGCGCUGCACCCCAGCCGCCGCCGCCGCUGCUGCCGCCGCGAGUGGUGUGGCGGAGGGCGAGGAGUGGGUGUGCGGGUACGUGCUGGAGCGCAAGAGCAGCGCAGACCUGCUGACCAGCAUCAGUGAUGGUCGCUACCUGUCGCAGAAGUGGCGCAUGCUGCACUGCGGCCUGCCGCACCGGCUGUACCUGGUGGAGCUGGAGGGUGACUACAGCCUGAGACCCAGCAACAAGCAGGCGGUGCAAACCGCCCGCACCACGACCCAGGUGGUGGAUGGCUUCACCGUUCUGUACAGCAGGACCUACAGCGACGAGCGCUUCAGGCCCAACACCCUGGACUGGCUCACCAACCUGACACGCAGCAUUGCAACAAGAUACGCCCAUGAGGCCCGCAGCAGCGGCGGCCUGCCUGCUCGCCCCAUGACUUAUUCCGAGCUGGGCGAGGGAGUGAAGCAGGAAGAGGAGCAGGCGCUGAGCGGCAGCGCCCAGUGGCAGCUGAUCCUCAUGUCCACCCCAGGCGUGGCUCUGAGUGCUGCCGAGGCCAUCUCCCAGCGUUACGCUACCCCUGCCGCCCUGCUGUGCACGGCGCGACAGGCAGGGCGUGCCGGCCUGGCUGCACAGCUGGCCACGCUGCGUUGCUCUCGGGGAGGUGGUACCGUCAUUUCCGAGGCCGCCGCCAGCAUCCUGCUGCAGCAGCUGUUCCCCGGCCAGCAGGAGCCCCAGCCCCUGCGGCAGCAGCAGCAGCAGCAACAUCACCAAGUGGAGGUUCUGGAGAUUAGCGACAGCGACUGA
Chlorella variabilis is the source of this 1164-nucleotide messenger RNA. RefSeq lists its product as hypothetical. Lineage: Eukaryota; Viridiplantae; Chlorophyta; Trebouxiophyceae; Chlorellales; Chlorellaceae. Gene Ontology annotation, molecular function: DNA binding; 3'-flap endonuclease activity; crossover junction DNA endonuclease activity. Gene Ontology annotation, cellular component: nucleus; Holliday junction resolvase complex. The transcript has 6 exons. Gene Ontology annotation, biological process: resolution of meiotic recombination intermediates; double-strand break repair via break-induced replication; mitotic intra-S DNA damage checkpoint signaling. The record is from RefSeq and is a predicted model, not a curated record. Bases 1 to 1164 code for a protein of 387 amino acids.